AUGCUCCCCAGAAAAAUAAAUAAAUCGUAUGAGGUACAGCAGGAAUUACCCGAACAGUUGGAUGCUGAAAAUGCCUAUCAUGAUAGUACUUCUCUAAACAAGGUACCUGCUUCCAAGACGUUGAGUAUGCACACUUGCUCCAAGGUCCUGAUGCUGGUAUUGAAACGAUUCUGCCAUUUCACGGGCAGCAAACUGGCUAAGGAAGUGCAAUAUCCUGAGUGCCUUGACAUGCGACGAUACGUGUCUGGGCAGAACGGGGGGUCGCUGACUUAUGUGCUCUAUGCCGUGCUGGUGCACGCGGGCUGGAAUUGUCACAGCGGACAUUACUUCUGUUACAUCAAAGCUGGGAACGGCCAGUGGUACAAAAUGGAUGAUGCGAAGGUAACCGCCAGUGAUGCGACGUCUGCCCUGAGCCAACAUGCCUAUGUCCUCUUUUACAUCCAGAAGAGCGAAUUGGAAAGAGACCGUGGGAGUGAGCCAGGUGCUGGGGAAUCCACAUCCCUCCAGGCUGACCACGCAGGCACGGCUGCGGCCCAAGGGGGGCCUGAAACCGACCCCAACAUCGAGGUGCCACAAUUGGAGGAUCACGUGGAAGAGACACCACCGCCAGCAAUCACGUUAGACCAGUGGAGAUUCCUCCAAGAAAGCCACCGUCCCAAGUCUGGAUUCAACCUCAGGAAAUUAGAAUUUGCCCUUCCCCCCGACGCAGUCCUGAUUCACCAGUCCAAAUACAGAGAUGAGAUGGGAAAGGAUCACCGUGAACCAAACAUCUACCGGCUCAACAGUUCAGCCAGGGACGUCCCACCUCAGAGGGCAACGGCCAUUAACCAAGUCCCUUGUCUCCCCGGCAGAGCCAGAGCUACCAAGAGGAAGAACAAGAAGGGACAGAGGUCUCAGGAAGCAGUGCAGGGAUCCCACUACAGGCUUUGAGAUACAUGCCUGCCCACGUGCACACUCA
Messenger RNA from Neofelis nebulosa (Clouded leopard), 958 nucleotides. Its product is annotated as ubiquitin carboxyl-terminal hydrolase 17-like protein 13. Gene Ontology annotation, biological process: regulation of apoptotic process; protein deubiquitination. The transcript has a single exon. Gene Ontology annotation, cellular component: cytosol; nucleus. Lineage: Eukaryota; Metazoa; Chordata; Mammalia; Carnivora; Felidae. The record is from RefSeq and is a predicted model, not a curated record. The coding region runs from base 1 to 930 and encodes 309 amino acids. Gene Ontology annotation, molecular function: cysteine-type endopeptidase activity; cysteine-type deubiquitinase activity.